AUGCUGAGGUGCCUUCUCAGCAGAUUCAGUUGGAUAUCCCAUUCGAGGGAAGAACGUGAUCGUGAAGCAGCGGAGAAAGUCCAUUCGAGUGCGCAUACACCCGCUUUGCGCAUACACAUCUCCGUCUCGCGUCGACGCAUCUUCGACCCCUCUCCCCACGACACGACCCCUAGGCAGAUAGGGUUAGACGACACCGACGACGCCGUACCCCCUUUUCACUUACCACCACCUAGCGUAAAGCUGCCCUGGCACUCUGCUUCUCCUUCAACGUCUAUAGCGACCCCAACUGCUCCCACGACUCCAUCGGCGACAUUGCAGAGCGCCCAACAAACACCACAUCACAACGCACGAGCGACCGAAGACUACCGCGCAAAGCUCCUGCGCUAUAAGGAGCCCGACAUCGAGGAAGAAGAAGAGGAGAUCUUUCCCGAAGACGACGAAUCCGAGUUGGACGGGAUGGCCAGAGGUGUCGCAAACCGUGGAGGCAUGGUUGGGGCUCUCGAGAACUGGGACGACGACUUUCUCGACCAGUCUUCUCCCUCCUCCUCACCCAAAGUCAGCCGCAUGGCCGGCGCCGGAUCCACCUCCCCCGGUCCUUCCACCGGGAUCAGGCCGCGGAAUAGCAUGGACAGUGCCGCAUGGGAUAUGAGCAGCGAUGAUGAGGCUGCUGCUGGCAAGGACCCUUUCCCGGGUGCUUUGACGCCGACCAUCGAUCGUCCACCGCCGAUGCCAAGCAUACAUCAAGCUCAUGCUCGUGCAACUGCGACGCCCCGAGCCAAAUCUCCUACCACACCGACCUUUCCCCCAUCAGCAGCAAACAUUAACUUCCCUACAAACAUGAACGCCUAUGCAGGCCCUUCACGCUCUGUUGCCGGAGUUGCACUGCGUCGGCGCUCAACACGCGAUUCCCGAGCCUCUUCACGAUGGGACGAUUCGGAUGGUGAGGCAUUCUACACACCCCGCGACACGAUGGUCUUCGAUCAGCCAAGUCAGCAGAGCAGUGAGAGCCACUACGAGCCGACAGAGGAGACGCAUGGAGAGAGCGUCAGUCGGUAUGGACCUACUCCUGAUCCGAGGAACAGCCACGGGUUGGUGCCGGAGGAUGAUUAUGCUGGAGAGGCCGACGGCGAAGAAGAGGGCGAGGGCGAUCGUACUGUCACACUCAACCGCGCACCUGUGCAAAUCGAGUCGGAGGAUGAGGACGAUUGGGAGCGCGAACUCCAAGCCCGAUAUCACGGAGAAGGCGAGCACGAUCAGCUGCAGGACGAGUACGACGGCAUGCCUGAAACUGCAACACCCAUGUCAGCUACCUUCCCUCCCCAUGCGACAGACGUGCGCGUUUCUGCCUUCCCAACAUCCACUUCUCCACCUCCGCCUCCUUCCCCAACCAAUGGCUCUCGCUCGCGCUCUCAGCUUGGUCACAUAGCUGGUCGACCUUCUAUCGGCGGUGGUUCCUCCAUCUUCUCAUCAUCCGUCAAGUCCACACAAGCUCUCAUGGGCAAGUCGACCGCUCCUCCGUCCCGCUAUCCGAACCGGCCUGCCGGAAAGGAAAGCGAGCGACCUCGCAGACGGUUGAGAAAAAAGAGCAGACCGCCAGAAGAGAUGGGUAUGACAGAACUGCGUGGAGAUCCCUCUUCCCCAGCGUCGCAUGCGCCACCUGGCGAAGAGGAGCAUGGGGAGGAGAUGUCUGAGAGGGCAGAGACGCCGUAUGAGCAUGAAGCUGAGGUAGAGCUCGAGGAUCCCCCACCGCUCCCGACCCGCGCUCGCCUCGAACCUGUCCGACUUACUCCCUACACUGUCCCCGCUGCUCCGACAGGGCCACCAACACAUGCUCCAACAUCUCAUUCCCGCAAUAUCUUCUCUCCCUCAUCUUCAUCUGCAUCCCCGGGCGCAUUCUUAACCCGGUUGUCUAGUAUCACCAAGCUUUUCCCUCGCUCUGCGUCUUCUUCUUUCCGCUCUCCCGAGCCCCCUACAGCAGCUGCACGGCAGCCAAAUCGUGCUGCCUCCGCGUCACCAACACCUCCCAAUCCCUCCAAUGGGUACCAGCAGUCAUCAGUUGGACCGGUUAUCCCUGGUCUACCAGUUGCUUCCGCAGCAGCAGCAAAUACGGUAUUUGGACACCGAAGAGGGAAAGGAAGUGCUCCACCCAUCUUUUCAGGGGAUAGGGACAAGGUGGAUGAGAUAUUUGGUACGCGAAGGAACGAGGAACCGUCCUCUUCCCCUACUGGGGUAGAAGACGACACAAAAACCCCUGUGGACAAAAGGCCUCAGAGUCCUGUUCUGCUGUCGCACGAUCCUGAAGGAGAGCAACACGUCGAUCCUCAGCAUACGCGCGACGAAAUGGAGUUGAAACCGCCGACACGGAAGCUCAGUUGGAGAAAAUCCUCAAAGUCUUCCGGUAGGAAUACCGAGCGCGAUACUGGAAGCCAAAAGACGGAACGACCAAGGUCGCAGACAAUCAGCGGUGCAUUGCCGGUACCUGUACCCCCUAUCCCGCCACCACCACCUGAGUCAAUACAAGUGCCAGUCCAACAGCCCCCAAUUCCGGCCGCUCCCCCUCCUGAAGAGAAGAAGAAGCGCAAACCGCGGAAGCUGAGCCACCGUCGUCCACGUGGUAAAGAAGAUGCCAUCAAGCAUGCACGGGACUCACUCGAGGGACACGCAGUUGCUGACAUCAAGUCGGGGCACGAAGACGUGCCUGCACUACCUACUGUCCUCAGUGGGAAGACGCUUGAUCUCCAUGGUCAGAACGAGCCAAUAUCGCAGCCCGAGAUGUAUGAACAUCCCAUGUCCUCGUCGGCUGGCGAAGAGGUAUCAGUCAACUGGUCGACGUCAUCUCCGGUCUGGCCUGCAUCUCCUUACUACCCCCGUGCAUCCUCACCAUUAUCGAGCGCCCCAGAGUCGAGUAACAUGUCACCCACCUCACCUUUUUCGCCGUCCGUUGGCACAAUGGAUAAGAAAGACUCGCAGACAAGUGAGCUCAAAAUCCCCCACAGGAUCAGUGUACAGCAAAGGAGCUUGAAAGAAGGGUUAACGGAUGUGCGACUCUUUGCUGGGAUAGUCGAGGGUAUGACGCCUCAAUCUAGUGUUGGAAACUUCGCGAUCUGCAAUCGCAACACGCAACUCUGCUCGCCUUUCUCACAGCCUCCACAUCUGCUGGUCCGCCUGAGCUCUGCCGCCUCCCAGCAUCAGAUUGAAGCCGGCCUCGCGAGACUCGAAUCAGGCCCAAACACGGUAUGGUGGGAGCUUGCCAGUGUCCUCGUCGAUCUCGGUGGAAGUAGCAAUACUGGUUCUGUCCGCGCUGCGCGAGACCGCAUCGGCUCACGCAUUGCCCAUCGACGCCGCGAAGAUGAGGAUCGUGGGACGAUGAGUGCCACAGAGGCAGAGCCCUCCCAGCGCUCUGGUAGACCUACCCCCCGUCCCAAAUCUCGCUUGAGGUCAGCAUCUGCCGCUCCGACAAAGUCUAGCCUUUCAGUGUCACCAACCUCACCUGCUUUGCCAUCUUCUCUUGAGGCAAGUACACCGGUUCCAAGGAGUACAUCCCUCGGGGCUGAGCGUAUCGGGCAGCGGUCUGCAGAAGAGUCGCCCAAGGAGCUCAGCAGUCGUCAGCUUAUCCUACUGGGAGAGAUGCUUCGUGAGGUCGACACGACCAAGGUGGUUGACUACGCCGAGAGAAGCGAAACCAACGCUGCCAGGUCACGUGCUGCUUCUCGAGCUGGUCUUUCACAGGCCGGUCCUCCGACUUCGCCACCUUCACGACCGCCAACUCAACAGAGCUUCAAUGCCUCUGUGGGGGGACCGCCUGAGCGGAUCGGUCGUCCUCGAAGAGGUAGCAAGAUCGUCGCCAACAUUAGAGAUAUCUUCGCUGGCAAUCGCAAAUCUAAAGGCGACAGCGUUGAUGUCGGCAGCACAAAUCCAGAUGCGGACGGCAUGCAGGGUGCAUCUCCACGUCGUCCGCUGAAAUCCUCCUCUCGUCCUCCUACAAUUCAGCCCAAAGGGGGUUCACGAAUGGGGUCGUUGGACAAUCGCAAAUCUCCUCGAAAACCCAGCCUUGGUUCUCUCUUUGGGUCCCGGCAGUCGCACGAGAAAGGUGACCGCAGUUUGCCUCCUACCAUCAGUCCGAGUCAAGGGAGACGGGCGGGAAAUGGGAGCAGUACCUCCAUUGACACAGACAUCGAGUACGACAGCGAAUGGGACAGAGUCGAGCACGGGAACGACGGCAUACCCACUCUUCGGGGUCAUCCUGCUGGCACGAACACGAACGGUGCCAGUGCGUCCAAGGUCUCUCUCCCGAUAUAUGAAGCUUAUUGUACGGCAGGCAAGCAGCCGUUGGCUAUUCAGACGGCUUUUGAACGCGAGCGGACGCCCUCAAUGAGAAGCGUCGAACGACCGCCGUUGGCCAGUGCCAAACUCGCACUGACCCCAGAAAACAUCCGGCCUUUGUUGAGCCAUGCAAAAGCUGUCAAGAAGCAAUUGCAGGUAUUCAUACUAGAGUUGCGUGCUUUGCAACCUCCUCGCGGGGUGAUGAAGCUGUGA
Molecule: messenger RNA, 4536 nt
Organism: Dacryopinax primogenitus
Lineage: Eukaryota; Fungi; Basidiomycota; Dacrymycetes; Dacrymycetales; Dacrymycetaceae
Exons: 4
Coding region: 1-4536 (1511 amino acids)
Source: RefSeq, a predicted model, not a curated record